UACGGGAUACGCCGGGCUACAGUUUGUCUUCAGCGAUCAGUGAACAAGGAAGACGCCAAAAAGCAAUGCCAGAUAACCGCACAAUACUCAGCAUCCUUCUCGUCGGGACUUUCUGCACCUGCGUCUGCGCAGUGGCGCCCGACGCCUGGGGCGGGGUGCUCCCACCGGAAAUGGCUGGUGACCCCGCCGUGUUGACCCGGAAGCAGUGGGUGCCGGAGAGGCGGAACACGGUGGGCCGGGGGACGGAUAACCCCUGCUCCCUGCCCUCCGCCAUGCGCCCGCCCGCCUGCGACUGGUGGAUAGUUCACCGGUACGCCAGGAGCCACGGCUCAGUCGAACCGCGCCAAGACAGAGACAGCAUCGACACACGGAGGUCGCCCCUGGCUCUCAGCUACCUACUCGGGCUGCCGAGGACCUUCACCAGCCGGCGCCCCGCGGCCCAGAGGCCGGUCUACUUCAGGCGCGGCGUGUGGUCUCCCCGCACGGAAACAGGUGUGGAUUUCGCUGAGUAGAUUGCCCAAGCCGGCUGUGCCGGAUUUGGAUGAAAACAACUCGAUAGACCUCAGUCCCAAACGCGCACGUUUAGCAAUAUUGAAAAAUUAAUUUACUUGGAAGACAAUGGUGUCUAUGAAAAUGAUACUAACGCUGGCAUUACGAAGGUAUUUAUGUUGUCUCUCUCAGGACAGAUCCUAAAAGUAUAAUCUUGGAAUGAAUAAAAGUUGGGAAGAGUGAAGAAACAUUUGAUGGUGAGGUUUACAUUUUUUCACGUUAUUG
Branchiostoma belcheri (Belcher's lancelet) is the source of this 774-nucleotide messenger RNA. RefSeq lists its product as uncharacterized. Lineage: Eukaryota; Metazoa; Chordata; Leptocardii; Amphioxiformes; Branchiostomatidae. The transcript is spliced from 4 exons. The record is from RefSeq and is a predicted model, not a curated record. Bases 66 to 512 code for a protein of 148 amino acids.